AUGCAAGCUUCUUUCUUUAUAUUUGCCAUUUCAUUCUUUUGGAUUGCUGUUGAUGAACUAUAUGCAGGUUAUGAAGAAAGAUAUAAUUUGAGAAGAUUACCGCCUGAUUUGAGACCAAUAAGGGAAUUAAUUGGACUUUGGCAGUUAGAAUCGAAAUCUGGUGCUACACGGGACUUCAGUCCACCUGAUUUGAUUGAUAUUGCCAUCAAUCCAAUACCUAAAUUUGGUGCUCGUGCAGCUAACAUCACGCACACUUACUUUGAUGGACAAAAAAAUAUCAUUCGAUCAGAGUAUGGUUUUAUGCCGGUAAAAAAUGCAACAGUGCGUGAUCCUCGAGUACAUGUUGGAUAUUUAACUACUAGCAGUGAAGGUUACUCAAUGAUGGAACAAGGAACAGCAGUCCGUCGGAAGAUAAAUCUACAUCUCAAGCAAUUUCUUCGCCGAUCAUUUUCUGUAGGAAGCAAUGGUUUCGACUUAGAUGUCCGAGAGUUUGAACGACGAUUCGAAAUUCUUGAUCCUUAUCAUAUGAGAAUGAAAGUUCGUGCUGAAACUGCUGCGGGAAUAGAAGGCUUUUCUGCAUCAUAUCGAAGAAUCUUACCUUAA
This is a messenger RNA of Thelazia callipaeda (thelaziosis nematode), 603 nucleotides long. Lineage: Eukaryota; Metazoa; Nematoda; Chromadorea; Rhabditida; Thelaziidae. The record is from the annotation of a GenBank genome assembly.